Molecule: messenger RNA, 3209 nt
Organism: Eurytemora carolleeae
Lineage: Eukaryota; Metazoa; Arthropoda; Copepoda; Calanoida; Temoridae
Exons: 17
Coding region: 1-2874 (957 amino acids)
Biological process (GO): negative regulation of translation
Molecular function (GO): RNA binding; translation repressor activity
Source: RefSeq, a predicted model, not a curated record
AUGAAUAGAGAUGGCCGAGAUACAACCCCAGUCCAGGUGAAAGUAACCUACGAUGAGAAGGAAACUAAUGAUGUACAGUAUGUACAGUACUGGAAAACACCAAGACCUGGACACAGGUUUGAGGUUGGAAGAUGGCAAUCCUUAGAAGAGAAAUAUUUCCCCAACCAGGUAACAGAUAUCUCUGCAGAGUCUGUACAUGAAGAUCAUCUACAGCAUGUACAUGAAGAUCAUCUACAGCAUUUCCAAAAUAUAUCUGCACAAACUGUUUCUCAUGAAUCCAAGCUUGAUGAAGGCUGCUAUGACGGGAAGAUGUACGGUGUAGAGCCUGGUUUGGGAAAUCAAUCUUUUGAAAGCGACUAUGAGCGACGGUACUCAGUGGAUUCCUACAGAAAAUCUGGCAGCUUCAGUCUUGACAGAAGACGAAGUUCUGGUAUGUCCUGGGACGAAAGAAGAUCGAGUAUGAUGUCAGACGAGAGACGAGAAAGUAACUUAACCGAGGAUAGACUUGGGCACAUAACACAAGACGAUAGACAUGGUGGGACUGUGUUGGAGGAAGGACGAGAAAACACUUGGAGUAACGAAAGAAUAGAGAGUAGUUCCAGAGCUGAUCGACGAUGGAGUACCAUGUCGGGUGAAAGACGGUGGAGUACAAUGUCCGAUGACAGACGGUGGAGUACAUUAUACGAUGAAAGACUUCAGGGGGAUAGGAGGGGAAGUAAUUAUUCGGAAGAAAAUCGGAGAUGGAGUACAGUGCUAGAUGAUAGAAGAGGGAGUACUCUACUAGAUGAUAGGAGAGGGAGUAAUUUGUCUGAUGACAGGAGAGGGAGUAAUUUAGCAAAUGAUUGGAGGGGGAGUAAUUUGGCAGAUGAGAGGAGAGGGAGUAAUUUGGCAGAUGAGAGAAGAGGGAUUACAAUCUGUGAAGGAAGAUGGGUGAAUAGUAUGCUAAAUAUCAGGCGAGACAGUUUGUACCAGGAGGAUGGGCAGGCUGGUUGUGAAAUCGGUCAUUCCGAUAUUUGUCCUUGUAGUGAUCAUAUAUGCCCUGAUAGUGGGCAAGCAUGUCCUGUUAGUGGGCAAGCAUGUCCUGGUAGUGGGCAAGCAUGUUCUGGUAGUGGGCAAGCAUGUCCUGGACUAAAGAAGGAGGAAGAACUAGGAGCAGCGGAAGGAGUGGAAAAGAGAGAAGACUAUAAAGAAGAUGAUGAAAGGAGAAAAUCUCAAGAAGAACUUGACUCUGAAACUCUGGGAAAGGAAAAGGAAGGCAAGAAUAAAGGAGAAUCCAAUGAAUUGGCAGAUCUAUUCUGCCUCACUCUUAGACGAGUAUGCACAAAUCUUCUUCUCUCCCCCUGCACGGAUUCUGGCAACGUAACAAAGUUUGUAUCGCUGCUUGAUAUGUGCAUGAACUCUGAAAUCUUUACUCAGCUUCAAAAACAGCUUCUCCUAUCCUGGAAGCUCAAGAUCAGAAGUAUUUGGCACCCUGUCCCUUUAAGGCGGAGCUCACUUCAGUACUCAAGACGACCUUCAUUUCAACCAUCACAAACCUUAGGCCGAAGAUUAAGUUUACAGACUCGAAGUCAAUUCUUCACAACUGUAUCUUGUCGCGGAGUAUCUCAAGCUGAAUUAGGCACCGGUCGAGAAACAUUGGUUCCUUCCAAUACUACCAUACUUCCUACUAUGCCACAAAGAGACCAAGUCCUAAGGGCCUCACUAAUGUCUCCAGGUUUUGUAGGAGACGGUGGUGGUUACAUUCUUCCUGGUGAUAAGACCCAGGUUGGGAUGGGUUGGGAUGGGUUAGAUCCUGUGUCAAGGUUUCUACCUGGAGUACCGCUAGAUUUUGUUAGACUCCCUGGAUAUCAUAUUCCCUCGGAUCCUGGCUGGUUUCCUGUCCCUCCUGCUCAUACACGGAUACAGCCAGUUCAAGAUCCUAAUUUCCAAUCUUCUCAGGAGUUAAUUUCAGGAUUCUCUCCAAUUCAAACUGCUUCAGUAGGUUCUAAACCUGCAAAAAGUUCCCUUCCCUAUGGUUUGAGAACAGUUCAAGAUCUUCCUCAAAGUUUCUGGAUUUCUGCUAAUGAUCCUUCUCUUGGUUAUAGACCUGUUCAGGACAGUGGGAGAAUAUUGCUUGAGCACGGAGCUAGAUUAAUGGAACCCGGAUAUUCUUCUGGUAUCGGAGGCAUUCAGAGAAUUGAACCUCGUUUGCUUGACCAAGCCAAGAGUAGAGAUAUCGAGUCCUGUAGUAACAUUGUGGAUAUAUCUAGCAGUAAAGAUUUCUCUAAGCCAGGAGAGUUUGGUGAUGGACCCUGUCAUAGACAAGAUCCAACCUCUAGAAGUUCCGUAGGAAGAGCAGACCCGGGAGGAUUGAAUAGGAUGUGCUUGGAUCAAGGAGCCCAAGCUUAUAUUCAGGAUCUGCUUCUACAGGAGCAGAAAAAGAAUCCAUUAAAACAGUCUUCUAGUGAUCAAUCGUGCGUCAACAAUAUUUAUGAAUCUAAAGAAAGUAGAAAAGGAAUGCCCCUGCAUAACGAAAGUCCAAUCAAAGAUGAGCUUUCACGUGGUCGUCAUGAUGGAGUCCGCCUUGCUGGGGUUCCUGAGGAUACACGGGAACCUGAGACCUCUAAGCCUUCCGGUCAGUUUAAACUGGUUAUUUCUAGUCCAGACAACAGAAUGCCUCAAAUGUUUAGUCACAAUAUGGCGCCAAGCCAAACCAUACAGAAUACACGCUGUGAGCGGGCAGGUCCCGUACCUUUACCAGUCCAAACUAGCAGCAGCCCACCCGCGCCAAAGGAAACUGGUUUAAAACCGGUUUCCGCGGAUAAUGGAGAAACCAAGAUAGACAGCGACCUGGAGUCCAUCUGUCUAUCUGUAACCCGACAUGCUUUAGAGUAGAUUAUGGAAUAUGAAUAGAUAUUUAUUUAGAUAUAUGUAAUAUGAAUUGUAUAUUGUAUUUCAUCAUACAAAGAGACCAAGGGAAUUAUUAUUAUAUUUUAACCGAAUGUCGUCUUUCUAAUGCCUGAACAAUAAAGGUAAAUAUAGAAAACUGCUAAAAAAAUAUGAAUUAUACCUAUGACUGUAGUGUUGUGAACUGUAUCUACGAUGUAUAACCUACUAAAUUCUCUAAUUAUAGUUUAAAGCCAUCUUGCCCACAUUCAAUAAAAUGUUCUAUCUAAUUAGUAUGCAUCCUGAAAAUUGUUUGAAAUACACAUUUUGAUUAGUGGAUUAAA